Rosa chinensis is the source of this 1850-nucleotide messenger RNA. RefSeq names its product methyltransferase-like protein 17, mitochondrial. The transcript is spliced from 12 exons. Gene Ontology annotation, biological process: translation. Gene Ontology annotation, cellular component: mitochondrial small ribosomal subunit. The coding region runs from base 159 to 1700 and encodes 513 amino acids. NCBI's taxonomy places the organism in Eukaryota, Viridiplantae, Streptophyta, Magnoliopsida, Rosales, Rosaceae. The record is from RefSeq and is a predicted model, not a curated record. Gene Ontology annotation, molecular function: methyltransferase activity; structural constituent of ribosome.
GUGCAUGGAAUCCGCUCCCGAGCCCAAAAGGCUAAAACCCUGAAAGUCGCAUAAACCCCAGAACAAAAACCAAACCCAACUCUAUACUGUACCACCCGCUCAGAGACUCUCUCUCUCUCUGUCUCUCCCAGAGUGUGAGAGACCUAACGAACCCGAAAAUGGCGACCACCCUUCUCCCGGAGACAGCUCGGAAGGUCCUAACCCAAGAAGCCAUCCGCUCCGCCGCCAAACAGUCCCAGCGCUGCCUCACCGUCCCCGUCAAACUCCGCCGCGCCAUUAAAAAGUACCUCCGAGACCAAGAGGAGCCUCACAUGAAGCGGAAGGUGCUGAGGCUAUCGGAAUCCUUCACCCAAAUCAAGGAUGUCAACUCUCAGCUUAUUGCUUCCACCUCGAAGCAGCUGGUUGAGGACCCUUUGCAGUGUGUGGACCAAUCCCAGAGGUGGAAGAUCAAGAGCUCCUAUGGAGAUAUUGGCCUUACUUAUAGAGACGACGAGACCAUUGCUUAUGUUGCUUCCAGAAUGCCAGCUGUCUUCUCUGCUUGUCACAGAGUACUCAAGGAGGUUCGUAGAAGGCUGCCGGGUUUUUCUCCUGCUAAAGUGUUGGAUUUUGGUGCUGGCACGGGUUCGGCUUUCUGGGCACUACGAGAAGUCUGGCCGAAUUCCUUGGAGAAAGUUAACUUAGUAGAGCCAUCACAAUCAAUGCAGCGUGCAGGCCAGAGCCUUAUACAAGGUCAAAAGAACUUGCCACUUAUUCACAGUUAUGGUACCCUCCAAUCCUUGACUAAAAACAUCAAGAAAUCAGAGAGAGAACAUGACCUUGUAAUUGCUUCCUAUGUGCUUGGAGAGAUACCAUCGCUGAAGGAUCGGAUUACUGUAGUACGCCAACUUUGGGAUCUUACGCGGGAUGUCCUGAUUUUGAUAGAACCGGGAACACCACAAGGAUCAAAUAUCAUAUCUCAGAUGCGAUCACAUAUAUUAUGGAUGGAGAAAAGGAAAUGCCGUAAAUCCAAGGCUGCAAUUGAUGAAACUUCCAAGGACUUGGUAGUGGCUCGAAAAAGUGGUGCCUAUAUAGUUGCUCCUUGCUCUCAUGAUGGGGCAUGUCCUUUGGAGAAAGCUGGUAAAUAUUGUCAUUUUGUUCAACGUUUGGAGAGAACUUCUACUCAGCGUGCAUACAAGCGCUCCAAGGGUGGUCAGCCGUUACGUGGAUUUGAAGAUGAGAAAUUUAGCUUCAUUGCUGUCAGGCGAGGACAAAGACCAAGGGAACCUUGGCCUCUUGAUGGUGUGAAAUUUGAGACUUUGAAGGAGCAACAUGCUAAAAGAACUCUGGAAGAUCUUGAAAUUGACUAUGAGGACCCAGAGGACCAAGUCAGCUCGCAACAAGCUAGCCUCAUUCCAUUUGAAAAACCAGAUCCGAUUACCUAUGAUUCUGAUGUCGUGGAAGUUGAUGAUCAUGAGGAUAAUGAAGAAGAAGAGGAGGAAGAUGACACAUGUCAUGCCGAUCUUGGGGGUGGUUGGGGUAGGAUUAUCUACAUGCCUGUUCGGAGGGGCAAGCAGGUAACUAUGGAUGUGUGUCGAUCAACCAACCAGGAUGCUUCAGAAGGAACACUUCAACGAAUUGUUGUCACAAAGAAUAAGAACCCUACAUUACAUAAGCAGGCCCGAAAGUCUCUCUGGGGAGACUUGUGGCCCUUUCAAAAAUAAUUGUGUAAAAUCUAUGGCUGUAGUCCAUAUAACCACUACGUAUAAGAUGCUCUUCGUUUAUAGCAGUUCUCAGUUUGUAUGCACUGUUCAGUCAUUAAUGGCUAUUCCUGUGAUCUAGGUGGAAAUUCACUUUUGUCCUUGCUCUGUCAA